Suillus plorans is the source of this 2133-nucleotide messenger RNA. RefSeq lists its product as uncharacterized. NCBI's taxonomy places the organism in Eukaryota, Fungi, Basidiomycota, Agaricomycetes, Boletales, Suillaceae. The annotation marks the transcript as partial. The record is from RefSeq and is a predicted model, not a curated record. The transcript has 6 exons.
CGCUGGUCUCUUGGUGGAGGCCGGAAGAACGUUCUCUGCCAUUUGCUUCGAGAUAGCACUGAUGGCAAACCAGUUAAGUGCAACAGGAUUUCGACGUCUUGUAAGGGCCUGAAGGCAUGUUCCUCCAACACUGACACAUUCAUCAAUGCCACCCAUUCAUACACCCACCGGGCACACAUCAGCGAACUUAUCACUCCUACCAGAGCAUUUUCUCCCGCUGAUGAUUCAGCAGAACGUGAAGUUUUCACCAAGACAUUUGCAUUUUUCUGUGCACUUAAGGUACACGGCUGUAGUUUCCGUACCAGCACUGAGUUCACAGAUUUCAACUUCAAGAAUGACUCAAACAUCGACCCCAAUGACUACGAACGUGCUCUUGUGACUCCCACCGCCGUAUCCUCACACUCUCCAACGUCUUGUUUGGGCAACCUUAUCAUGCGCACUGAUAAAUACAAUCAACGAUUCAUCCAAUGUGAACAUCAUUCACGUGCUGACCGGGCACAUCUCAUCCUUUGGAACCUUCAAGAAUUCAAUAUCAACUAUCUUCAAGCAUUGCUCGCUCACGACAUCGCAGCAAUUGUUAUUCAUGAAGAACGUGCGGAACAUUGUGGUUAUGGACCCCUGGUGCCUUGCGAUUUUGUUGCUUCGCCAGUCGAGCACAAGCAAACAUGUGCUCGUUGGCACAGGAACGUAGCCGGCAUGUUGGAACGUGGUCGUCUCCUUAAAUGGGAGCACGACUGCCAGUCAAAAUUCGAUAUCUUUGUCCCUGUCAACCUCGUCGCUGUACCCCGCAUCGCUAUUGUGUGUCGCAACCCACACUCUCACCCGCCACCUGCUCCAAUCAAAACACCACCUCCACUCGUUGAUUUGUUCAGGUCGUUGCUAAUGGAUAUGGAUUGGGAGCUCGCCGAUGCAACUCCUAGACGUAUUCUAUGCGACUCUGGAUUCAUGCGGGGGCUACGUACGGCUUUGGGUUGGACACUGGACCGCAGUCCAACUCUUGCCGACCUUCACCCAUCUCUAGCGAAUCUCGAUCAUGUGCACCGUCUCAUGUAUAAAUUCCGUCAUGACAAGUAUCCAAUGGGGACCGGCUUUCAAGGUGCAAAACUGCUCGUCGACAAGGAGAAUGAGCUGCCACGUCAUGCGCGCUAUGUUCGGUGCGCAGAAACACACACUCUCCCCGGUGGUGUUGAUUUCCGUCUCAUUGUUUGUAUGAGUCCCUUGAUGUCGCGCCAUCUACUGCUCGCACGCCGUGUGUCGAUUGACACGUCAUUCAAGCGCUUGCAUGGCUGGCAAGAAUUUGAGAUUGAAGCAUGGGACAACAACCACAUGCGAUCUCUUACGGGUGCCCGAGCAUUCAUAAAUUCACAAUCUGCGCAGGCACACUUGGUUCUUUUCCGCCGAAUCUUUUCAAUCGCCAGCGAGGACACAGGAACACCGGUAUCUUUCAAACACAUCCAUGGUAGUGGCUAUGAGUCAGUAGUGGCAGAUGCUCAUAUGGGUCAGGGUCUCGGACUUGGAAUGUUUUGCUCAGAGCUUAGCAAAAACAUCAAGACUCCAUGCAUUUACGAACCGCAUCGCAAGUUAUGCGAUCUGACUCCCUACGAUCACCUUCGCCGGUUCUACCGUUUGUGCGUUGUCCAUUUCAAGAGGAACUUGCGGCCGCUUCAAUCACAGGUGUCGAAGGAGGUAUAUAAUGCCAUGCUGAGUCUAUCUUCAUCGGAUGCACAUCCCAAUUUUCAGAGGACACUCAGUGUCAUCAGAGGUGGCGGCCGAAAAGCUGAAGCAUGGCUUAAGGACAAACUUCAGACUAACAAGUUCGCAUUGCCCGCGCUAUACCGUCCUGCGAGCUUCAUACCUGAAGAUAUUUGGCGUGCAUGCCCAACCACCACAAAUGGCAACGAGCAGGCCCACCGCAACAUCAACUGUGAUGGGGUGCACUUAACGCUUCUCGGAGGUAUCAUGAGAGGCCGAGCCUUCGACGACCGAGCGGCACAGAGCAUCGACGUUCAUGCAUCAUUGGGCAUCGGCACUCGUGAUCGUGAUGCUACUCAUGCCUACCGAGCCUCAAGAAGCAUCACUCGUCAAGGUAAUCUUCGUCUAUGUCAUUUACCCAUUGUUUUGACAGCAUCUUAG